Prorocentrum cordatum is the source of this 1531-nucleotide messenger RNA. The record is from the annotation of a GenBank genome assembly. NCBI's taxonomy places the organism in Eukaryota, Dinophyceae, Prorocentrales, Prorocentraceae.
CCUAUACACACAGGCGCAGGGACGCCUCAGGCAGGCACCCUGGUGCCGGGACGGCUGCCGGCGGCUUCCCCCGUUGCGGCCGCCUGCCCGCGCGCGCCCGAGCCGCCGAGCGGCUCAAAAGCGCGCAAGAGGAGCUCCGGCUCCACCGGGGCAGUCUCGCACCGGCCCGCUCCUUCGCGGCGUAGUACGCUGUGCGGGAUGGCCGCCGGGGCGCCCGAGAUUCCGCACGAGGUGUUCUGCUCCAUCUGCAAGGAGAGAUCAUGAGCGAGGACCCCGUCGUGGCCAGGGACGGCUUCACCUAUCAUCGCGCCUGCAUCACGCGCUGGUUCGCGAGAGGUAAGUGCACCAGCCCGAGGACCAACGAGACCCUUGAGAGCACGAUACUGACUCCAAACAUCGAUAUGCGGAAUUUGAUUCAGGCAAUGCCCCAAUGGAUGCCAGAGGGGCAGCACUCUGUUCAUUACGACAGAGGUUCCACCGUCACAGGUGCAGAGGAUCUGGGAGGUUCGCAAGGAGCUGCGCAAACGGGGCCAGAGCAAGAGACGUAUUCUCAACAAGCGCAGUCCUCUCUAUGGGCCGUGUGCAGCUAUGCCGUCAAAGUUGUGGAGGGUCCCGAAGAUUUGCGGGGAUACACAUUCACGCUCGCAGAAGUUGAUUCGGACGCGACCGCCGCGGUAGUGCAAUCAUUGGUCGCCGAGCAUUUGGAGACGUACGUCUCGCGGGCAAUGCACGUAUCGCGCCUCCGUCUACAGUGUGGAAAUGCCGACGUCAAUGUCUUGUCAGUUAUUCCCAGCCGCUCUGAGAUCCAAGUGACGAUUGUAGAGCACGACUGGCAGGAUAUAGUGAACUCGCUACCAGACACGAAGAAGCAGUUUUUCUCAAAUCUGGCCCAGGAGCCGCACCCGGAAGACCCAGCCCUGCUCUACUGUGACACGGCGGAGUUCAGCGAGAUGCUCCGCCUGCAGGCAACGCUGCUCGCUGGAUGCCCUACCAGGGGCGCGCAGAGCGCGGACGAGUGGAAAGAGUGGGCCGAGUUCGUGUCCGUUUUGCAGGAGGCGCGUUCGCAGGUGGGGGCGACGCCCAGCUCGAUGCUCCGCGUCCUGCAGGAGCAGUUCUGCUGAGCGCGCGACAGCGGAUACCGGUGAUGUGCGCCUCAUGGUGUGGCUCCCCGUAGGUACUCGUCUGGAGCAGCCGGCUGCUUGUGGUCGAGUUGCUGGGCGGUGAGUGCGAGUGGAGUCUAUCUCCCUCGUUCUGCAUCUCCCUCCCCUCCUCUCUCUCUCUCUCUCUAUUUAUCUCUUUCUCUCUCUAUACAUUUUCUGUUUUCAAUCUCUCGCACAGACAUGAGAGACUUGUAUAACAUCCUUUCUCCCGUCAUACUGAAAGCGCGCAGACAGGCAAUCCCACGUGUAUGUGGCAGGGCUGGUAACGCAGGUGCUCGAGAAAUCGGCCGUCAGCGUAGUGCCAGUAGUCCAGAUGUGUGGCAGCGGCGUUCCUUGAAAAGUAUGGGUCGCGUAGACCGAGAGAAACAUAC